AUGGUCUCAGAAGGGGAAACAUCCUUCAGCCACUUGAAGUCUCAGAAGGGAAGCCUUGGGCUCAUUGCUCCUGGAGACAUGGAAACGCCUUCACUCCACAGACAAGAUCUCAACCUGAAUUAUAAUGGACCUCCUAUGACAACACCCUUGGAUUCCAAGGAGAAACUUCUGGUAAGAUGGAAGAGACCUUAUGGGGUUGGUGCUGGACUCUGGAAUAUGGGGAACACCUGCUACGUCAAUGCUGCCCUACAGUGUCUGACAUACACACCACCCCUUGCCAACUAUAUGCUGUCCCAGCAGCAUUCUCAAACCUGUCAUCGUCAGAAGUGCUGCAUAUUGUGUGAUAUGCAGGCUCAUAUCACGUGGGCACUGCACUCUCCUGGCCGUGUUUUCAAGCCCUUGCCUGCACUGGCUGCUGACUUCCACAGAUACAGGCAGGAAGAUGCCCACGAGUUUCUGAUGUUCACUGUGGAUGCCAUGAAGAAAGCUUGUCUGCCCAGCCACAAGCAGUUACAUAGUCACUCUGAGGACACGACCAUAAUCGACCAAAUAUUUGGAGGAUACUGGAGGUCUCAAAUCAAGUGUCUGCACUGCCAUGGCGUUUCAAACACUUUUGACCCUUACUUGGACAUUGCCCUGGACAUCCAGGCAGCUCAGAGUGUGAAGCAAGCUCUGGAAGAGUUGGUGAAGCCUGAGCAUCUGGAUGGAGAUAACGCCUAUCACUGCAGCAGUUGUUUGAGAAAGGUACCUGCUUCCAAGUCCGUGAAUUUGCACACUUCCCCCAAGGUCCUGACCCUUGUGUUGAAAAGGUUCUCACAUUUCACAGGCAACAAAAUUGCAAAAGAAGUACAGUAUCCUGAGCGCCUUGACACGCGACCGUACAUGUCUCAGCAGGAUGGAGGACCCCUCCUGUACAUCCUUUAUGCUGUGCUGGUCCAUGCUGGGAGCAGUUGCCAAAGCGGACAUUACUUCUGCUAUGUACAAGCUGCGAAUGGCCAGUGGUAUAAAAUGGAUGAUGCUGAGGUGACAGCCUGUGACAUUUCUUCUGUCCUGCGUCAACCUGCCUAUGUCCUUUUCUACAUCCAGAAGAGUGAACUGGAAAGAGACAGUGGGCCUGCACCACUAGGUGAGGAACCCGGAGCCCUUGAGACCAAAGACACAGACACUGUGGCAAGGCAAGGGUGGCUCAAAAGUGACCCCUGCCUCAGUGUUCCUGAGCUGAAGGAGAAUUUGUGGAAAACAACAACUAGAGAACUCUCCUUAGAUGAGUGGCAUCACAUGCAGCAAGCAAACCGACCAAAGGCUGAAUUCAGCAUCAGAAAAAUAGAGUGCACCCUGCCUCCCAAGGCAGUCACAAUUCAUCCUUCAAAAUGCAAGAAUGCCGUCCUGUACAGGACAACCUGA
Messenger RNA from Nycticebus coucang (slow loris), 1404 nucleotides. RefSeq names its product ubiquitin carboxyl-terminal hydrolase 17-like protein 6. The transcript is spliced from 2 exons. Gene Ontology annotation, molecular function: cysteine-type endopeptidase activity; cysteine-type deubiquitinase activity. Gene Ontology annotation, biological process: protein deubiquitination; regulation of apoptotic process. Lineage: Eukaryota; Metazoa; Chordata; Mammalia; Primates; Lorisidae. Bases 1 to 1404 code for a protein of 467 amino acids. The record is from RefSeq and is a predicted model, not a curated record. Gene Ontology annotation, cellular component: nucleus; cytosol.